AUAGGAGGAAAGGGUGGGUUUCAUGAGAAGAGACUGGAGCACAGCGGACAGUGGUUCCUGCAUCUGAACUGCACUGAGCACAUACACUGGACUCAGGAUUAUCAGUGACUUAAAAAUCACAAUAAUGGGACAGUCCUCCUCUGAAACAGCUAAGGAUGAAGGCCAUGGAGAUUUGUUGCCCAGUUUCACUGCAUAUUUUAAGAAGAUGAAAAGAGGAAACAAAAUCAUUUCUCAGGAAAUCAUCCAUUCAAUUGAGCUACAUCUGAAAAAGGGAAAUAUUCAGGGAGCAAGCUCUGUAAUCAGUGAUGCAUUAAAAAAUAUUGAUAGUGCCCCAAUAAACAUUGCUGUGACAGGAGAGUCUGGAGCAGGGAAGUCCAGCUUCAUCAAUGCCCUGAGGCGGGUUGGACCAGAAGAUAAAGGUGCAGCUGCAGUUGGAGUAGUAGAGACGACUAUGGUGAGAACUCCAUACAAACACCCCAAAAUUAAAAGUUUGACUUUAUGGGACCUGCCUGGCAUUGGAACUAUGAACUUUCCACAGGAAGAUUAUCUGGAGAAAGUGAAAUUCCAAGAGUAUGACUUCUUUGUUAUUGUUUCUGCCACACGUUUACAAAACUUGAACUAGACCUUACUUAAAGCAAUCAGAUUUAUGAAAAAGAAUUACUACUUUGUGAGAACCAAGGUGGACAUGGAUUUAGACAAUGAAAAGAAAUCCAAACCACGUACAUUUGACAGAGAAAAGAUCCUGCAGAAGAUGCGAAGCUACUGUGAGAGCACCUUUAGUCAGAAUAACAUGGAUGUACCACAGAUUUUUUUGAUUUCAAACAGUGAUUUGUCUGACUAUGAUUUUCAAGUCCUGAUGGAUUCACUGAUAAAUGAUCUUCCUGCUCAGAAGCGCCACAAUUUUACACUUUCCAUUAGUAAUAUUACAGAGGCAGCCAUUGACAGAAAGGAUGAAUCCAUCCAGCAGUAUAUCUGGCUGGAAGCCUUCAAGUCUGUACUUCUGGCUACUCUUCCUGCUGUGGGCAUUCUCAGGGAUGAUGUGGAGAAGCUGAAGGUGAAGUUAAAGCGCUAUCAAGAAAUCUUUGGAGUGGAUGAUGAAUCCCUGGAAGUCAUGGCUAAGGAUUUAAAAGUGUCUGUUGAACAACUGAAAAAAAUCAUUAAAUCUCCUUAUUUGAUGGAAACUAAGAAAGAAGAAACAUUAAGAGAAAUGAUUUUGAAAUAUGUUGAGAAAUUUGCCUCAGCUACUGGUGGGCCCCUUGCUACAGGUCUUUACUUUAAGAAAACCUUUUACUUGCAUCAUGUCUUCCUUGACACGGUGACAGAAGAUGCCAAAGUUCUCCUUAGAGAGACAUACUCAAAAAAUUAGUUCAAACUCACUUCACCCACAAAUACUGAACAUAAACAUCAAAUGGUUAGUAUCAGAAAUCACUAGAUAAAUUUCCCCCUCUGUAUAUUUUCUUUAUACUAUCAAUCCACUUCCACCAUUGGAAAAUUUAAAGAUAAGGAACAUGAGUCUUAAUAUGUCAGAGUCAGACAGUCCAAAUCCCUCUUCAUCACUCUGCCUCCCUCUCUUUUGUUCCACCCUAACUGCACACUUGAACACACACACACACACACACACACACACACACACGAACAUGUGCCCAUAUAUGACGACAAACAUGUGCAAACACACACACACAAAAGGUACGAAUAUGUGUUUUGUAGCUAUUUCCCCAUAAUUAAAACAUUCUAAUGAAAACUCAGGAAGUUAGAGGCUCUUGCCAUGCAUGAGUGAAGACCAGAGUUCACUUCCCAGAACCCACAUAAAUGCUGAGUUGGGGUAGAAGCCACUUUGUACUUCCACACUCAGAAGCAGACACAGUGGAAGCAUGGAGCAAGCUGGCUACCUAGACUGUAGAUCUGCAAGCUUGGCAUGCAGUGAGAGAACUUGGCUUGAUGAAAAAGGUAGAAAUUAACUGAGGACAAGACCCAACAUAGGCCUGACAUGCCCACACAUAUGCAAACAUGUAUACCCUAAAAAGGGAUACAAGUUACAAAUGAAGUAAAAUAUGACUUAGAAAGUAAAUAAAACAUCACAAGUCUUAGAAAGUACAGGAACAUAACAGGCUCAUGAAGCUCUCCUCAAGAUUAUAUGGGCAAAAAGCAUUCUGCAUGAAUUGGGAUUUCAGAGCAGCCAAAGUGCCUGUAAAUCAUGCAGGAGCACUCCAUGACAGCAGGAGUGGAGAAUCAUUGCCUUGCUGAGGUGAGCUUUUCAGGGAUGAAGCAGCCCCUGAUUGGUCAGUUUUACUGCAAGUAACUCUCACUCUAAUAAACUCACUCAUGCAAAACUAGA
Cricetulus griseus (Chinese hamster) is the source of this 2335-nucleotide messenger RNA. Lineage: Eukaryota; Metazoa; Chordata; Mammalia; Rodentia; Cricetidae. The record is from RefSeq and is a predicted model, not a curated record.